UUGGCUCUCUCCAAGCCUCAAAGGCCGCUUAGUCCUCCUAUUUAUUCCCUUCUCAUUUCUACCCUGAUUCGUAUAUCUCAUAAACUCUUCAUUGAACUUAAUCAAGCUAAAAGACAGCGCAAAAAUGGGCCAAAGAGGGGAUGACAAGAUAGCUUUCAGCGAAGAGCAAGAAGCCCUUGUGGUCGAAUCGUGGAAGGUUAUGAAGAAGGAUGCAGCAUCAUUGGGACUAAAGCUCUUCUUGAGGGUGUUUGAGAUUGCUCCAUCAACAGCGAAGCUCUUCCCUUUCUUGCGCGACUCAAACGUGCCCCUUGAGAAGAACCCGAAGCUCAAACAACAUGCCAUGUACGUAUUCAUUAUGACUUGCGACUCAGCGGCACAAUUGAGGAAGGAAGGUGAGGUGACUGUGAAGGACACAACCUUGAAGAAGCUUGGGGCUUCUCACUCCAAGUAUGGUGUGCUUAAUGAACAUUUUGAGGUGCUGAGGUUUGCACUUUUGGACACAAUAAAGGAUGCUGUCCCUGACAUGUGGGGUCCAGAGAUGAAGAGUGCUUGGACUGAAGCUUAUAAUCAGCUGGUUGCUGCUAUCAAACAAGAGAUGAGGCGAUCAUCUUAAGCUUUGGCGCAUUUCGCAUUUGUUAGUUAUGGGCGUCACUAAGCCAUGUCUGUCGUGUGAUUAAUAAAGUCCUUUUGGAUAAGUACGUGUUUACUCUAUUCAGGUGCUUGUUGCUCUUAAUAGAGAAUUUGUGUUUUUUCAAUUUAAAUUGUGGAACCGACUCAACCAACGAUUGAGAUAAAUGAAAUGAUUAUCCUUUAACAAUA
Messenger RNA from Asparagus officinalis (garden asparagus), 819 nucleotides. RefSeq names its product non-symbiotic hemoglobin 1-like. The transcript has 4 exons. Gene Ontology annotation, molecular function: oxygen binding; heme binding. The coding region runs from base 125 to 613 and encodes 162 amino acids. The record is from RefSeq and is a predicted model, not a curated record. Lineage: Eukaryota; Viridiplantae; Streptophyta; Magnoliopsida; Asparagales; Asparagaceae.